GUACCAAAAAAAAAAAGGGGCUAUUUUUUUUUUCUCUCUAUCUCUUCUCUCCCGGGGAUUAUGUCAGUUACAGUCCGGAGGAGCAAUAGGAGAAAUGAAAGAGAAAUCGAAAAACGCUGCCAAGACCAGGAGAGAGAAGGAAAACGGGGAAUUUUACGAAUUGGCCAAGUUAUUGCCUCUGCCCUCAGCCAUCACCUCCCAGUUGGACAAGGCUUCCAUCAUCAGACUCACCACCAGUUACCUGAAGAUGAGGGCUGUCUUCCCUGAAGGUCUGGGAGAUGCCUGGGGACAGUCGAGUCGUAUCAGCCCUUUGGACAAUAUGGCCAGAGAACUGGGAUCACACUUGCUUCAGACUCUGGAUGGCUUUGUCUUUGUAAUCGCCUCUGAUGGGAAAAUCAUGUACAUUUCAGAGACUGCCUCGGUCCAUUUGGGCCUGUCCCAGGUGGAGUUGACUGGGAAUAGCAUUUACGAGUAUAUCCAUCCUUCUGACCACGAUGAGAUGACUGCAGUGCUCACUGCACACCAGCCUCUGCAUCCACACCUGCUGCAAGAGUACGAGAUUGAGCGCUCCUUCUUUCUGAGAAUGAAAUGCGUUCUGGCCAAACGAAACGCGGGCUUGACGUGCGGCGGUUACAAGGUUAUUCAUUGCAGUGGCUACUUGAAAAUCCGCCAGUUUGUCUUUGACGUGACGCUGUACGACGGCUGUUACCAGAUUGUGGGGCUGGUGGCUGUGGGCCACUCACUGCCACCCAGUGCCAUCACCGAGAUCAAGCUACACAGCAACAUGUUUAUGUUCAGAGCCAGCCUGGACCUCAAGCUCAUAUUCCUGGACUCCAGGGUGGCGGAACUAACUGGAUACGAGCCUCAGGACCUGAUAGAGAAGACUCUGUACCAUCACGUCCAUGGUUGUGAUGUCUUUCACUUGAGAUACGCCCAUCAUAUGUUGUUGGUCAAAGGACAAGUCACCACCAAGUACUACCGGCUGCUGUCCAAACACGGAGGAUGGGUCUGGGUUCAGAGCUACGCCACCAUUGUACACAAUAGCCGCUCGUCCAGACCACACUGCAUUGUGAGCGUUAAUUAUGUCCUCACAGACAUCGAAUACAAGGAACUGCAGUUGUCUCUGGACCAGGCGACAGCGACCAAGUCCUCAUUUCCCUACAAGAUGCUACUGUCUACCUCACAUGAAAGCCGAAAACAGCUGAAACCCAAGAUUACCAAACUGAAAUCCAAACUCAAAUCGUCUCCUUAUCCACAGACGUACAAUUCAUUCCACGCUGAGAAGGGGGAUUGUGAGCAGGGCGCUGGCUGGGGAGGAAGCCCACUGCUGAGUGUCACAUCACCCCAGGACAACGUCCCGCAUCAGGAGACCAGUGACCUCCUGUGCGCCCAGUCCUACGGGCUGCCUUUCCCUUAUGCCUGCGGCCACUUGACCCUGGACCCUCAUGCUCUUCCCAACAAGAAGCAGGUGACGACGGCGGCCGCUCAGCGGACAGCUCAGGGGCCGGGGCCGGUGUGUGAUGGGCCAAGGUUUUACGUGGGAGCCUUUCAGCCGGCCAGCGACAACUACUGGCAUGUGACUAGCUCGUCCCCGAUACCGAGCCGGUCAACCCCCAAGAGCCUGCAGGACCCCCAGAUCAGUGACUCCCACUACUGCUCCCCCACACUCAGCUAUCGGGAAGCGUUGCCCAACCGAAGGCAUUGCGAGACUGCGGCACCUUCCCGGUUCCCGAGCUGCGCGCCGACCGGGCUGGACGGCGAGUACAAGGCGGAGGCGUACGUUAACCCCGCAAAGUUGAGCAAGAUGGAGCUCCCGCCCACUCCGCGCGGUGCGGUGAAGGAAGAGUGCAAGGCGGCGUACCGGCGGGAGGAAAUGGCCCCCGCCCACGGGAAGGGUUUCCUGACAACCAUGAGCAAUUCCAUGUUGGCCAAGUUGGAUUGCCGUCCGGCCAAAACCACGGGGAGGAUAAGCCGGCAGCUCUUCCCGGGACAGGUGCCGUACGAGCCGCCCAGGCGGACCUGCGGGAAGGAGUUACUGUACCCGCCCGGCAGCCGGCACAAAACUGGCGCAGACGGCAUGAGUAGCGUAGGAGCGAUGCCCAAACUCUGCGAUGGGAGAGGACGCCAACAGCAGCCGGAGGCAGUGGGUAUGGGACCCUCCGGACAAUCCCACCUGGGCUCCCUGACCUACAGCCAGCUCUUUGCCAAGAAUUCCUCCUUCCAGAGGUCGUCCUGUGCUGUGGCUGGUUACAUCAUGGACAACCGAGGCUACUGCGCCCACGAGAGGGACUCUCUUACCUACAGGGACCCCAGCCCCGCGCUCAACUCCUCACCGGACCCCCAGCCAGAGUGUGUCCUCCCGCAUUACAUAGGGACCUCGGUCAUCAUCACCAACGGGAGGUGACGAGGAAUCCUGACCUUGCCUUGUUGUGAGAGGAGAACUUCUGUUACACUUUCCCAGGCACAGGCCCCGCCAGGGAAGGCUCCCCAUUCGUUCAGCUGUCCCAGCAAUCGGCGAAGAAGCUUUGCAUUUCUGAAGCUGAAAGAUCACCACACUCCCUCCCUCGUUCUCCCCCUCCAU
Callorhinchus milii (elephant shark) is the source of this 2581-nucleotide messenger RNA. It is a transcript of the gene sim2, whose product is annotated as SIM bHLH transcription factor 2. NCBI's taxonomy places the organism in Eukaryota, Metazoa, Chordata, Chondrichthyes, Chimaeriformes, Callorhinchidae. The transcript is spliced from 11 exons. The coding region runs from base 95 to 2404 and encodes 769 amino acids. Gene Ontology annotation, biological process: regulation of transcription by RNA polymerase II. The record is from RefSeq and is a predicted model, not a curated record. Gene Ontology annotation, molecular function: RNA polymerase II transcription regulatory region sequence-specific DNA binding; DNA-binding transcription factor activity, RNA polymerase II-specific; protein dimerization activity.